Messenger RNA from Cyprinus carpio (common carp), 1697 nucleotides. RefSeq names its product claudin-1-like. Gene Ontology annotation, molecular function: structural molecule activity. Gene Ontology annotation, cellular component: plasma membrane; bicellular tight junction. The record is from RefSeq and is a predicted model, not a curated record. Bases 660 to 1295 code for a protein of 211 amino acids. Gene Ontology annotation, biological process: cell adhesion; bicellular tight junction assembly. The transcript has 5 exons. NCBI's taxonomy places the organism in Eukaryota, Metazoa, Chordata, Actinopteri, Cypriniformes, Cyprinidae.
AUGGUUUUUCAAACACAACACCAUCAUGAAUAUACAACUUGCAUUCUCAAAGAUGCUUUUUAAACGAAAAAUAUUUUUCUUUUUCAUCUUUAUUUGUCAUUGACCUUUAAGAAUUACAUAAAACAUCCCAACCUACGACAACAGCAAUUAAACAGAGGCUUUAAAAUCAGUGGAUAUAAAUGAUGAAAUGCUAAUUCUUGUGCAUAAAAUUCUGAAUUACUAAUGAAUGAGGAAGUCUAAGUGCCAAACUCUCGUGGGCAGGUUCAGCUACAUGCCAAAGACUGUCACGGUUCCUGAAACGCUGCAGAUCCUCACAGGUGACGGAAAGCCUCUGCUGUGCUUCUGCCUCACUUUCCUUGCGCUCUACUGCCAUCCAGCGGCAGCCAAACUUAUUUCUUGUACAUAUGCGUGCCAUACAUACUGUUCAACCUUUUUCUUCUUAGGAUUGUGAAUACGGCUCAAGGCUCUCCGUGGUGAGAAGCUGAAAGUCUGCAGCGCCCACUACUAGAAACAAUGACUGAAAUCCUGCUGUUCAUCUCAGCCACGAUUCCUAGCAGUGUGCACUGCAGGUCAGAAACUGCAGUACAGUGGACACACAGUAUUACCGACGGAAAACUCUUUGAGUAAAUCUACUUGUGCAUUCGUCUUCUAAUCCAUCCAUGGCUCUUCAGCUCAUCGGUUAUAUUCUGUCCAUCACUGGAUUAUGUGGCCUUAUUAUAGGCACAUUUACAAAUGAAUGGAAAAUCCUUGGACAUGACAACGACAAGACUGUGAUCCAGGACCAAUACAAAGGACUGUGGAUGGAGUGCUCAGUAGACAGUUCGUCUGUUGUGCACUGCACAAGUUACAAUUCUCUUCUUCAUCAAACCUAUGAAAUCCAGUUGGGCCGAGCAAUAAUGAUCGUCAGUAUCGUCUUUUCAAGCCUCGCAGCGCUGGUGGCCAUUUCUGGUCUCAAGUGCACAAGAUGUAUAGAAGAGAACGAGAAGCUGAAGGAUGGUGCUGCCUUCUUAGGAGGAAUCCUUUCUGUGUGUGGUGGUCUGUUUGCUUUGGGCAUAACCAGCUGGUUUAUAUAUGACAUUGUUGAUGUUUUCUUCCAGAAUGACACAGAGAAGGAGAGGUAUGUGGUCGGCAGAUCUCUGAUUGGUGCAUUUGUUGCAUCUGUGCUAUGUUUAUUCGGAGGCAUUCUCUUAUGCGCCUGCAGCGUGACACAUCUACAAUCCAACAAAAUUCUCAGCAAGCAUCCGGUCUCCAUGAAUCCUGAAAAGACUAUGUUUAAUAAUCCUGAGGUCAUCUGAAUACCAUCUGAACUGUUGUUAACUGCUGCGUAUUUGCAUAUAUUAUUCUUAUUUUUACUGACUGACAUCAACGUGCUGAUAUGAUUUAACAGCUUCUGAUGUAUGUUUAGAUGUGUGGGAUGGGCGCAGCAUUGAACUUUGACCUGUGAAUCAGUUUAGCUGCUAGAAAAGGAGAAGGCUGGGAUUGCAUAACUACCAGUUCUGCAUUGAGCACAGAGGAAGGUGGCGUUAUUAUCCAGUAAUAGUGUUACAGUAGUAACUGUAGGGAUGUUUUUACUUUAUUAAAAGAAGAUUCUAAGCUUGUAAGACAGCUUCAGCAUUUCAUGCCUGUUUGGUUGUUUUAUAAUGAAAUAAUUUCAAUAUUUAACUUUUUUUGUAUUAAAAAUCUAAAUCAGUAACCUU